Molecule: messenger RNA, 3712 nt
Organism: Pristis pectinata (smalltooth sawfish)
Lineage: Eukaryota; Metazoa; Chordata; Chondrichthyes; Rhinopristiformes; Pristidae
Product: inositol polyphosphate-5-phosphatase A-like
Exons: 17
Coding region: 1-1434 (477 amino acids)
Biological process (GO): phosphatidylinositol dephosphorylation
Molecular function (GO): inositol-polyphosphate 5-phosphatase activity
Source: RefSeq, a predicted model, not a curated record
AUGGGGAUUGGAAGAAGGAUGUCUGGCCACCGGGGAAUCCUGGCUAUUCUGGGAGGGGAGAGGCGAGGGGGUGGGGAGGGAGCGGGCUGCAGGCAGGAAGUGUGCGAGAGUCUGAACAGGUCUCGGGGUGGAGUCAGCGGCGGCGAGAAGGCGGAAAACACAGUCCGGAGGGAGCGAGGCUGCGGCCGGACACCGGCGGCUGCGGAUGGCCGGCGGGCGAGGCUGAGCGGAGCCGGUGGAGGGGACGCGGGUCCCACAGGGGACCCGGGAUCGGCGCUCGGCGGCCGGAUGGACGCGCUGCUGCUCACCGCCAACGUGGGCUCCCUCUUCGACGAUUUGGAAGGUUUGCAAAUGAUCUGGUUACAGGAGUUUUAUCAGGCAGUGGCAAAGUACAAACCUCACUUCAUCGCUGUUCACUGUCAGGAGAUCGGAGGGAAGGACUAUGAAACUGGCAUGGUGCACGUGGGCACGUUUGUAGAUGGUAUCCUCUCCAGUAAAGAGAUGCGGCAGUACAACAGAGCCCGUGUGUACCUGGACGAGGACUUCACCGCUCAUAGCCAUUUCACGGCCUUGGGCAGCAUGUACUUCCUGCACGAAUCAAUUCAGACAAUUCACCAGUUCGAUUUUAAAGGCCAAGAGUUCAAGGAGGUGGUUGGGAAGGAGGUCCAUAAUGCACAUCUGGAAGGCAACAGCAUGAUUGAGAAGGAGAGGUUUCCACAGGACUUCUGGCCUGAGUGUAAGUGGUCUCGGAAAGGUUACAUCCGGACACGCUGGAGAUUCCAGGAUCAAGUCUUUGACCUGGUGAACAUCCAUCUCUUCCAUGACGCCUCUAAUCUCGUCGCCUGGAAGAGUCCGUCUAUCUUCUCGGGGAACAGGCGGAAGGCACUGGGCUAUGUACUCAGCAGGAUCACGGACACUCGCUACGAGAAGGUGCCGUUCCUAAUUUUCGGAGACUUCAACGUGCGGCUGGACACGCAGAGAGUGGUGGAGACCCUCUGUAGUCCUGCCACUGUACAGACUAUACUGACCAAUGACGCUGAAGAUGUGAAGAAGGUUCUCUUUCAGGAGAAGGACAAUGACCACAAGGUCCUGUUGAGGAUUGAAUCAAAAACCUUCGACUACUUUGAUCAAGAUGUUUUCCGAGAAAACAAUGGAAAAGCUCUUUUAGAGUUUGACAAGGAGCUGGCCACUUUCAUCAAUGAAAUCUGUGAACUUGACAUUCAGUUUCCACCAAGUUAUCCGUACAGUGAAGUCAACACUGAGGGAACGCUGUACGCCAAUACUCGUUGCCCAGCCUGGUGUGAUCGAAUCCUCAUGUCUCCAUCUGCCAAUGAGGUUGUCGUAAAGGGGAAGUAUGUGUAUGAUAUGAUGGGACCUGCAGUCUGCAUGGGCGACCACAAGCCAGUGUACCUGUACUUCCAGAUCGGCGUGUGACGACACAAGGUGGCAAGGGACCUCAACCCGCGAUACUCCGAUCUCCCCCGGCCAAUGGGAACCCUAGUGUCGACCGGCCCAAAUGUCGAGCAGUCUCUGAUGUUCACCCCAGAAAUCAGUAUAAUCAUUUGAAAGCUCAAAGUUUUGUUGAAUUCCGUCAAUACUUAACUGAUCACAUCCAUGUUCCUACUCCCCAGGAUUAUUCAGGGGUGAUCCGAGGUCCAGGGAGAGAGUUCCUGUCAGACAAUUCACAAAGAACAACUAGAAUUCCUUUAACCUUUUGGGUUUUGUACAGAGAAUAGUUAGGAGCAAGAGCUCGUUGUAGACACUUGCUGUACAUAAGCUUUAUUUAUCUUGGUUUAAAUUCCUCUCUCGGGUAAGGUGGGAAGUGGGUGAGGAUGCCAACCUCAAGCGGUAGGGUGUAUAAAUUCGGGAGCGCGAUCAAUGGGACUGGGAUUGGCUGUGAGAGUUGGACAUCGAUUCUAGGGCUUGGCAAGAGUGUGGUUCGAGGGAUCUGGGAGGGCUGGUGGUGUCAUGGCAACACCAGCCCCUCCUGAGACUGCACCUCUCCUGUCUUCGAAUAUCCAGCUAAUCGAUACAGGUCUCCACAGCCACUCUCUCUGUGCACACGUCAGGUGUAGAAGCUUCAAGAACAGGAAGGGGGAGGGGUCUGUUGCAAGGUGCAUGCGUCAGAACCCAGUGGGCAGCCAGUAACGUCCCACGGAGACCGAGCUUUGGUCAGGUGACCAGCCCAGCCUGUGGGAAACGUGCUUUGGUGUCUGACGUUGUCAGCAGCUGAGCUCCACAGGAACCCUUGUGGUUCACCACAUUGUUGUGGUUCCACUGUUCCAUGUCCACUUCCCCCAACGUGGCCUCUUCCCUCGCAAUUCAGGAUGGGGAGCUGUUUCUCUUUGAUCAUUUUAUAUCUCUGAUGCCCAAGCAUCUCUCUCCAACUCUCCCCUCCUCUCCCUCUCCUUUCCACUGCCCUCAAGUGCUGUUAAAUCCAGUUCUGAUGAUACAGAAAGGUUCGGUGUUUCUACCUCGGUUGGCGCUACCUGGGAGUGUUACCUGAUUGCCUCCUGGGACAACAGGGUCAUUGUAGAACAUAACGGAUUGCGCUGUCAGUCCAGUGCUGAACACUACCAGACUAAGACCCAGGCCUAAUCCCAGGUCAGUGAGGAUCGCUGGAGACUGGGAAGUGACUCUCCAUCAAGGAAGGUGAAGAAUGGCUUCAUCUGAUGAGAGUUGGGAGGUGGGUAAGAGGGAGCACUGUCCUUUUCUGUUCUUUUGGGGAUGAGGCUUUGCUGGCAAGUCCGAUAUUUAUCGCCUGUCGACUGACCUCUGCACAGGGAUUGAUCACGUUGGGGUUCAGGCAGUCCAAUUGCGUCGACUGAUAGAUGGGGGCGUCAUAGAGUCCGCACUGAUGCUACUUUAUUCUCCCCCCAUUCUAGCACUCACCCACAGACUGGGGCCAAUUUACCAGUCCAUUAACCUCCCAACUCGGACGUGGGAGGAAACCGGAGCACGCGGUCACAGGGAGAAUGUGCAAACUCCACACAGACAGCGCCCUGACAACAGUCAGGGUUGAGCCAGGAUCACUGACGCUGUGAAUGUCCUUUCAGUUCCAGCCUUCCCACCACACUCACCCCUUCCCUGCACUGACCUCCACUCUCCACCACCUCCACCUCCCCCCCCCCCCCCCCCCCCCCCCCCCCCCCCCGCCCAAUCUAAUUGGUCCAAGGCCUGGAUCUCCUGCCAGUUCUGGCCUACCCCUGGUGUCUCAGCUGAGUUCAGACAGGACCACGGCAACUGUUAGUUCAAGGAGAACUCUUUCCUCUUCACCCCCCCCCCCCCCCCCAACUCACCGGGUGUGCUGCCCGCUUGGAUCUCCUGAUCCAUCCAGGCGGGCAGCACACCUGGUGAGUUGGGGAGGGGAGGUUGGGUGGGCUUUGGGAGAGAAGCAGCUGAGAUGCCUCUUCCGGGCUGCUAUCUGCCGCUCCUGUGGCAGCGUGUGCGGGAUAAUGGGUGAUGGGUUACAGUGGAGCUGUGGGAGAAACAAUGGGGUGACUGGGCCAGUUAUCCCAGAAACCAGCGGUGUUUUGGGGGAGAUGGAGGAGAGCGGGGAGAUCAGAGUCUGAUCACUGGUUCAGGUUUUGUACGUUUUAUAUAACAUUUGUAGCAAUGUUAGUGCCUCGUGUGUGGACGCUGUGUCCACUUUACGUCUUGGCUUUGUAAACAAAAAACUGAAAUAAAUUCUGGUGUGAGCCUUUCUGCAGAA